This is a messenger RNA of Fundulus heteroclitus (mummichog), 9446 nucleotides long. RefSeq names its product chondroitin sulfate proteoglycan 4b (gene cspg4ba). The coding region runs from base 167 to 7414 and encodes 2415 amino acids. NCBI's taxonomy places the organism in Eukaryota, Metazoa, Chordata, Actinopteri, Cyprinodontiformes, Fundulidae. The record is from RefSeq and is a predicted model, not a curated record. The transcript is spliced from 10 exons.
GGGGUCUGCUGUGGAGCAGCGAAGGGACUCACUCCAUUCUCUCUCCGUUUGGGUGAUACGUGUGUCAGCUGGACGGAACCGAAACACACGGGAGUGAACAACAUUCGGUAAAAAAUGUGAACGACAAGUCCGCUCAACAAAAGCGUGCCCAAAAGAGACCGAAAAAAUGGACUCUGCGGGGAACAACACCAAGAAGAAGAAGAAGAAGUUGUGGCUCUGUGGUCUCCUUUGGUGGUCGCUCCUGCUCGAGCUGACGUCUGGAGCUUCCUUCUACGGAGACGGCUUCAUCCAGCUGAAGGCAACAGAGUCGUCCGACCAAAACGUGCUCCGCGUUCGCUUCCGCACCUCCAGCACCGACGGGCUGAUGUUUCUCGCUGCCGGCCAGGCCUCCUACUUCCUACUAGAGCUCCACGCUGGUCGCCUGCAGGUGAAACUGGACCUUGGAUCAGGGGAGCAGGUUUUAGAGUCAGAACGAGGUGUCCAGCUUAAUGAUUUGGCCUGGCAUUCAGUGGAAGUCCACCAUUUGCAUUUAAACGUCACUUUGACUGUCGACAAAAACUCUCACACAAGCAUAAAGAUGCCUGGCUCUCUUCGAUAUCUCCACAUUAAAGAUGGUCUUUAUGUUGGAGGCACGGGAGGCUUGGACAAAAUCUAUCUUCCAAGAGACUUAAUCGGCUUCCGAGGCUGCAUGGAUGAGGUGGUGUUCAAUCAACACGACUUGCUGUCAUCCCUGAGGCCGUACACUGGAUUCAAAAAUAUUUAUGAAGUCUCAUUAGGCUGCAGUCCCCAGUUCUUCGCCACUGAAGAAGAUCCUAUCAGCUUUUUCAGUUCCAGGGCCUAUAUUUCCCUACCUACUUGGAUUCAUCAUCAUCAUCAUCACCAUCAUCAGCAGGCUACAUUUGAGUGUGUUGUGCACACCUCAGCCACAGAGGGUGUAAUCCUCUACAGUUCAGCCAGGGAUGAAGGCUUUGUGGCUCUGGAGGUACAGGAAGGUUUUCCAGUAGCUGUUGUAGGCAAAGGUGGAGUCAAAACCGAGCUACGUUCUCAAACAUCCAUCAGUGACAGAAAAUGGCAUUCUCUCAAGUUGCAAUUCAGUUCCAGAAACCUUCAGCUAACAGUGGAUGAAGAAACGGUGAAGAGCAGCAUUAGCUCUCACUCAAAGAGGCUUCAUCUCAAAGGUUUUCUUUUUGUUGGCGGCAUUGAUGAUGGUACCAGGUUAGAGGCGAGAAAGGCAGGUCUUGUCUCUGUUUCAGGAAGGCGUGUCAGAGGUGGCUCCUUCAAAGGAUGUUUAAGGAACAUUGAAAUAAACAAAGUUAAGAUGGGUCUCUCUAAAGCAAUAGUCACCAAAGAUAUCUCAGUAGGUUGUGAACCAGAGAAACCACCAGACGAAUCAACCGCCGUGAGUCCUACAAGUACACCGAAACCAGUUUUGUACAUUGUAACGCCAACAUCGUCUCUUCAGAUGUCAACCCUUGCAGUUGGCUUGGACAAAAGGUACGGCUCACAUUUUGUGCAUCUUAAAAGUCUUGUGGUCCAAGAAGGUGGUCGAGCCUCCCUUGAGGCCAAACAUAUCAAGAUAUUCCUGGACUUCAAGACACUUGGCAUUCGACAGUCUCAAAUUAUGUUUAGAAUUGAGGAGCAGCCAGUUAGAGGUCAGAUAAGACUUGAUGUCGAUGAGGACCAAGAGGAGAACACCUUUAGCAUGUUGGAUCUUUGGCACGGGAGAGUGAUGUAUGUCCAUGGAGGCUCUGAGGAGCCAGAUGACUUCUUCAUGUUCUCAGUGCGUUGUAGCAGCAGAAAAGCAGUUCCUGAUUAUUUGAAAGGCAGCAGACUAUACCGCUACAACAUAACUGUGACACCAACCAACGAUGCACCCGAAUUAAGUCUCCCUGAAGGAAAUCUCUUUGUCUUGUUGGAAAAAUCUAAGAAGCGUCUCACCACAGAGGUUCUGAAAGCAACAGACAUAGACAGCAACUACACCGACCUCGUAUUCUCUGUACUGGGAAAUCUGAAUGCUGAUGCAGGGUACUUGGAGACGGAGAGCGACCCAGGCAAGGCUGUGACUGCAUUCUCAUACGUUGACCUAAAUGAAUUGAGGGUAUACUACGUCCACACAGGUGUGAGAAAUUCAAGGAUAGUUCUGAGAGUUAGCGAUGGAGACAAGGUCAGCAACACUGUGGUUCUAAGGGUCAUGGCCGUAGAGCUAGAGUAUAAGAUUGCGAACAACACUGGUCUUGAGAUCACCCAAGGAGAAACCGCUAUUAUUAGCUCAAAGCAGUUGGCCGUGCAAACGAAUGCAGUGAAACAAACUGUAGACAUCCGCUAUGAUAUCAUCGAACCACCACGGUUUGGAGAACUCCAGAGACUUCACUCAAGUGGGGAAUGGAGGCACACAGAGUUUUUCUCACAAAGACUUCUAGAGAAAGAGCGCCUCAGAUACGUUAGCACCUUCCAAGACAUCCAGACCUCCAAUGUCACUGAUUAUUUCAAGUGCAGAGUUAAUGUGGCUGCGAGAGCAAACACUGAAAUACUUUUCUCCAUUGCUGUUAAGUGGGUGAAGUAUCAUUUGGCAAGGAAUGUCAUGAUGAAUAUGGAUAAAGUUAGAAAAGUGACCCUAAACUCAGAGCACCUUCUUGCAAGAGCCGAAAGUGUGGCCCUCUCAGAUGAUGACCUUUAUUUCCGGGUUCUAACAACACCGAAGAAAGGAAAACUCCUUCUUGACGGCACGGUUUUGAUGAAGAACUCAACCUUUAGCCAAAAGGAUCUAACAGAUGAAAAAGUCCAUUAUGAGCUAGUUGACAGACCGUUUGAGGACACAACUGACAGGUUCAAAUUUCAGCUGGUCUCCAAACACGCACAGUCUGAAAAUUAUGAUUAUCAGUUUUCAAUCAAAGCCGAUAUCAACACUGUGUUUAUGAGAAACGAAGGCCUCUCCCUUCUGGAGGGAGAAAGUAGACUCAUCACCAAAGAUGAGCUCUUUGCAGAGACUUUAAGCACACGGGACAUGUUCUACACGGUCAUAAGCAGCCCCAAACAUGGGAGGCUGGCCCGCAUUAGUCAAUCAAAUUCCAAUGACAGCUAUGAUAACAUCUUGACCUUCAGUAAUCAGGAUAUAAUGCAGGAACGGUUAAUGUACAUCCACGAUGACAGUGAAACGACACAAGAUCAUUUUACUUUUAUUGCCUCUACCACCCAAGGGUUCAAGUCUUCUAUUCUGGAUGACGAGCUUGGCUCUAAAGAAGGAACGUUCAACAUCUCGGUUCAGCUGGUAAAUGACCAAAAGCCGAUUCGAGUCAUCGAUAAAGUUUUCCAUGUAGUAAGGAACGGACAGAAGCUGCUCACUACAGAGGAUUUGCUUUAUCACGACGCUGACUCUGACUUUGAUGACGGCCAGCUUAUCUACACCCGGCGGGGAAUCCCAAUAGGAGACCUGGUGCUGGUCAAUGACACCACUCAGCCGCUCUUUCAGUUUCCACAGAAGGACCUGGAGGAGAGGCGGGUGUUGUUCGUUCACAAAGGUGCUAGCACCGGCAGGUUUGUUCUGUUUGUGUCAGAUGGAAAAAACUUUGUGUCAGGCCUCUUAGAUGUUAGCGCUCAUGACCCUUUCCUGAAGGCUGGCAGCAACACAGGUCUACUGGUUCAGAAAGGACAGUCGGUAUCGUUCACCACCAACAAUUUCACCAUCAUAUCAAACAUGGAUAUCCGAGAUGACCAGGAGGUCAUUAUCAAGUUGGAGGAGCCUCCCAGAUAUGGCAGUCUUUAUCGUGAUAAGACGAAGGUGGAGUCAUUCACGCAGUCUGAUCUAAAGGAUGGGCUGAUCUCCUACCAGCACGACGACGGCAACCAUCUGGCAGACCAUUUCAACGUGACUGUGAAAGCUAAAGGUCUGCAAAUUACAGAGAGAGUUAAUGUUAAGGUUUAUCUAGAAAGUCAUCAGAGGCCACCCAUCAUACAGCAUCUAGACACUUUACUGGUGGAAGAGGGAAAACCAGUGAAGAUUGAUGAAGCUAAACUGGAGGUUACCCACGAGGACAACCUGCCAUCUGAGAUUGUGUUCGCAGUCAAGGUUGCUCCGUCUCAUGGCUUUCUCCGGCGCUUUGUCGAAGCAGAGGAGCGCUACAUCGGAACCAAACAGUCGCCUGUCAAGACGUUUACCCAGGAUGACAUUAACAACGGGAACAUCCAGUACGUUCAGGUGGAGCCCAGCGAAGUAAACGACACCUUCAUCCUGGAUGCUACCAAUGGGGUCACUGACGUCAGCAACAUUAGGAUAACUGUGGACAUCAUCCCACUGCUCAUUCCCCUGCACGUCACCAAUUUCACCAUAAAUGAGGGCACCUCUAAAGCCCUGACGGAGGAUGUGCUUAAAGUCACCAAUAGGCACUUUACUGGACUGAACUUCUUUUAUAAUUUGACGAAGCCCCCUCACCACGGUCACAUCGAGCACUCUCGACAUCCUGGUGUGCCUAUAACCACUUUCACCAGGAGGCAGGUGGAACAUGAAUUUAUUUACUACGUCCACGACAGCAGUGAAACCUCGGUCGAUAAUUUUACGGUGGUGGCCAACGACACAGGCUUGAGGAAGCAGAGUGUCGCCCAGACGGUUUACAUCGAGCUUACAGCUGUUAAUGAUGAGCCUCCUGUCAUUACAGCCAACAGGGUCCUCAGGGUGUGGGUCUCAUCAGUUACGGAAAUCACACCGGGGGAUCUUAGGGUCGAGGACCUUGAUACUCCAGCAGAGGAGCUACACUUCAUGGUUACCCCACCCAGCAACGGACACCUGGCCCUUAAAAGCAACCCCAUGAAGGCAGUGCUGAACUUCACACAAGCCCACAUAGACCAAGGACAGCUGCUGUUUGUCCACAAAGGUGCCAUGUCUGGGGGAUUUAACUUCCAAGUCAAUGAUGGUGUGAAUUUUACUCCCAGGCAGAUCUUCAGCAUCACUGCCAAAGCUUUAGUUGUGAAUUUGGAAAAGAACCGUCCACUCAAGGUGUUUCCUGGUUCUUUCAGAUUGAUCACCAAUGAGGAUUUACAGGCUGUGACCAAUGACAUCGGCAGCACCUCUAACCGCACCGUUACGUUCAAUGUGAUUCGCCAUCCUAAACUGGGCCGUCUGGCGAAGAGGCAGUCUGACAACUCCACGGUGGAUAUCUCAACUUUUACACAGGACAUGGUGGACAGACAGGAAGUUCUCUACAUUCAAACGCCAAUGGAGUCGGUGGGCUGGGAAGCUAUGGAUUCAAUAACCUUUUCUGUUUCGUCACCGCCGGCCUCUAUAGACAGUCAGACGUUCAAAAUAGACAUCUCAUAUGAAAAUACAGGACCUGAACACAAUACAGUCCUUCUCAAAAACACGGGAGCCGAGGUGACUGAAGGGGAGAGUGUUGUCAUAGACGAGUUCAAGCUGGAUGCUUCCAACCUGAUGUCGAAGCUGCCCGCACCGCAGCGGAGCUCCUAUGAGGUCUGGUUCCAGGUGACGGAUCCGCCCCGGCACGGCGUCAUCGUGGUCGGUGAGAGAAACCUCACCAAGGAGAAGCCCAACUUCUCCCAGUUCAUCGUCACCAAAUACGGUGUCGUCUACAGCCACGACAACUCGGAGACGACUCGUGAUUCUUUUCUGUUCAGCGCUUGGCUGAAUCCUAAAGGCAGAACCGCCCAACGGCCUCAAGAUGAGAAGGACGUCGUUGUUGAGCGUUUUAACAUCACUGUCAGGCCGGUGAACGAUCAGCCACCCGUGCUAAAAACUAAAACCCCUGGUCUGAAGGUGGUGCAGGGAGACUGUGUAGCCAUCGGGCCCGAGCAUCUCAGAGUGGAAGACUUGGACGAUCCUCCAGAGGACAUCAGGUUCUCGGUGAUCAGCAAACCGAGCAACGGUUACCUUGGUCUGAAAGGAGCUUUGAAUGAGUCAGUAGUGACCUUCACUCAAGCUCAGAUCAACAACAGAAGCGUCUAUUUCAUCCACGACGGAAGCUCUGCCUCAGGCGUGUUUUACUUCAGUGUCACAGACGGACAUCACAAACCGGUGUAUAAACUUUUUAACAUAGAUGUUUCAGAGAUCACCAUCACCUUGGUCAAUUACACUGGAUUGUCCCUGCAGCAGGGGAAAACUGUGGUGGCUCUGACCCAGGACCAGCUCGCCGCAGAGACCAAUGGAAAGGAUGUCACCAUUCAGUACACGAUUACAAAACGUCCCAGCUUUGGCAAAGUUCUGAAGGAAAACCAGGAAGUGACGCAUUUUACCCAAGAGGAUCUGCAGACGGGAAGACUGGCCUACCACAUGACCUCACUGUCUUCCCCCGAGGACGGGUUUGAGUUUACUGCCUUCACUUCGGAGGCGAAUAUGACCGGCCAGCUGCUCAACGUGACCGUCAGACCUCUGAUCCAGGUUGGUCAAGGAGUAAAGAUUCCCAAUGGGACCCCAGUCAGGCUCAACGCCAGCUGCUUCAAUGUCUCUGACCUGGCUGCUGUAAGUGACAGCGACCCUGUCUUUGAAAUUACGUCCCAUCCUAAGUACGGAGAGGUUGUUAAGACCAGUUCUAAGAGGUCCAGGAAGUUUGUCCCAGCUGCGUCCUUCACGUUUCAGGAAGUGAUGCAGGAGAAAGUCGCGUUGCAGCUGAACGCCAACAUGACCGGCGUGGAGGAGCUGAACGAUUGCCUUGUGUUCGUGCUGAAAGCCGAUAAUGUCCAACCCGCCAAAGGGGAAUUCCACUUCACGGUCGUUCCGUUUGAUCCGGGGGUUAUCCCAACCACGACAAGCCCAGCCCCAACCACCUCACCCAUUCCUCAGACGCCCAUCAGGAUCUUCAGGAACGGGACCGCUUCCCCCGUCCCGUCUACGGUUCUCCACUCCACCCACCAACCGAGCAAAAACCAGCAAAAGUUCAAGGCCCGUAACCGCUGGGGGAACUCGAACAGGACCAGCUUUUUCAGCACGACGCUGGGGAAGCCGCCUCAGACGGAGGAGUUCCCGUUCAGGAACACGCCGGUACGCGUGGAGUCCUACCCUCAGAAAGCCUCCAACCCGCUCCUCAUCAUCCUGCCACUCCUGGCCCUCCUGCUGCUCAUAAUCAUUUUUGUGGUCGUGCUCGUCUAUUUUCGACACCACCGGCCCAGGAAACAGAACACCUCUUCACCUCAGGGGAAUCCUUCCACUGUUCCCCCCAACAGUGAGUCCUACAGCAGCCUCACCCAGAGGAGCGCCACCGUCCCCACCGUCACUGUAACUCCCCUGAACCCCACCUUCCCUGCCAGCCCCGUGUCUGGCAGGUUUCUGGCGCCGGACCAGGCUUCACCUUAUGACACAGCCCAUUCAAAUGUGCUCGUCAGUUCCUGGAGUAACGGUUCGCUUGAACCAGGGUCCCAAAUUAUUCACACCAUCCCCCCAACUCUGCAGAAGAAUCAGUACUGGGUAUAAAGACAGCGAUGGAUACAAGAUGAUGUCGAUACAAGUUUGAAUGAAUGGUACAAUUGAUUGCCUGCCAUAGAUCUCUGCAGCUGCUUUUCACAUUGUUCCAAUAAAUAGAGCACUGUAUGAUACCGGCUAUAAAAUCUCUUCUCAUGAGCUCCGUUUCCAGAAGGCAGCGGUUGCUACAAAAAGGAAAGAAACAGCUUUUUCAAAGGUUAUUAAUUAAAUAGGUCCAUUACAUUAAUUAAGCUGCUAAAGUUAAAUGUCACAGGGGGAGUUUUCCCUAAAAUAGUUAAGUCACAAGUGAUCCGUCUUUGAGCAGGAGUUGCUGAAAUGGGGUUGUGUCUGUACGUUUGGCUUUGUUUCUGCCGUGCAAACCGAGCAGAACUGAGCAGCUGACUUGGGAAUAAAAUGAGAUCUUUGCAUUUUAAUGCCUCUUCAGAUCUGCUGGAUAUUAAAUCAUGACCUAAAUGGGCCAGAAAUGCUUCUCCCUUGCAUAGAUAUGGCUAACAUUUGGGGAAACAAUCCUGUAUGUGCAGGUGCGUUCGCAACUUACUACCACCUGUGGUAAAGAUGUAUAAAAAUGAAUGAUAAUAAACAAAUCAUAUUCUGUAGCAGUAGCAUAAUCUGAUACUGUAACAUUUAGAGCAAUACACAGAUUAAACUAAACAGACUUAUUAUGCGGGGAUAGAAAUCCCACAUUAAGAAACUCUUCAACAGUCUGUUACAUUCCAUUUAAAAGCUGAAGCUUAAACUGAACUGAAACUUCUUUAUAGAUCUGUACUUUUUAAAAUUUAAUUAGGAACUACUUAUUAAUAACACACAGCCUUCUGCUUCCCUGGAGUGUGAAUACGGCAUGAGGCCUAUUUCUUAUAGCCACUGGCUAUUAGGCUGGUCGAGCAGGAAGCUUUUUCCCCCACAAAAUGAAUUCAAGGCUGGACUUCUCAACGUUUCAGUGUGAGAUUACGCUGCUGCAAUAAAAGGAGUUUAUUUUAAGGGUCUUUACGCAUCUUCACCAGAGGUGCCAACGACACUGUAAACUUAAUGAAGCCGAUUUCGGUGUUUUCUUUCGGUUUAAUCGCUCGCUGGAAACCGACACGUACCUCUCGUUGUUGUUGUUGGACAGAAGGGAAACAUUUCUGGAUCUAAAUGUCAGAGGAAGAGGAGGAGGAGGAUAACAGCUCCAUACUGUGAAUUACUGAGACUGGCACAAAGAUUUAUGUUCAGAGUAUUUCUAUCGAUUGUUGAGAUUUUAUAUUAUGCGUUAUGCAAGUAUAUAAAAGAAUAGGUUUUUGGUUGACUCAGGUUUAUUUUUAUUUUUUUUAACACAAAGCGUGUUCCAAUUAUUAAAGGCAGUAAUCCUUACAAUUCUAAGUAACAGACUUGGCAGGAUUUUCACAAGUUUUCCUUAAUCACCACUGUUUUCUUUAGAAACACAGUAGUUUAUAAGUAUGCCCUUUAAUGUGGUUUUACUUUAUAAUACUCACUGUUUUUACUAUUAUUUCUAAUUCACUUAGGCACUGACUUAACAUACGCUGCAGAUUUAACUGCAUGGUACCCGACUGCUAUUUAAAACUGAAAAUAAAACUAUAAUCCACUACUGGUGUUAAUCUUUACAGGUGUUUUUUUUUUUUUUGUCUCUUUCUAACAGAAUUUUUUUUUUAAUUUAAAUCAACAAAACUACUGAGAAGUCUUGGUGAGACGAACAGGAGGAAGUUUAUAAUGACUGAAAGGAGCUCUUUUUUUAUCUCAUUUUAUCAAAUUCAGGCUGACGUCUGUCCAGAUAUGGAUGUUCUGUUCUGCAGAUGACCUCGCGCUGCUGUAAAGAAGCGGUUCUGUUGUGAUCUGCUGCGCGGUGAAAUGAGAAAGGACUGCUGUCGGGGGGGAGAAAAAAACACUGCAAAUGUAUUAGUUGUGAAAUAAUUUUGUACUGAAAAGAAUCAUUUAUGUAUCCCAGUCUAAUCUAAGUGUUAAAAUCUACUAUGUAAGAGAAGUGUUGUAUUUAUUUAUACUGUAUUUUUAAUAAACUACUUUAAAACCA